UUCAAAAACUCAACCUCAAAAGUCAACGCUUCUGUCUUCAACCACUUCUUCUUUUCUCUUCUUUUCAUUCUCAGCUUCCCUUUGGCUUUCUCUUAGAUAAUGAAUCCGCCAUGAGAUAAGAGUCGCAGAGAUAGAUAUUUUUGAGUUGCUCAAAAUAGAAAAAAGACUCCAAUUUUUUCAUUCUUUUUGGUGAUGGGGAACGGCUUGGGAAAGAUAACAGUCUGCUUCACCUGCGGCGAAGAGGCUCGCCGGAGGCAGGAGAUACCUGUUCUACUCUCGGGUCCAGAGGGCCACUCCUUCUGCUACGUAAGACCUGACCCGACACUACUCUCUUCCUCAAAGGUCCACUCCGAAGAGACGACUACCUUUAAAACUAUCUCCGGCGCAUCAGUGAGCGCCAACACGUGGACUCCUCUGUCCACGGCUAUCGUCGACGACUAUUCAUACCACGGUAUCGAGCGAGCGGUGACGUUCGAGAGUUCCACCUCGUUCGCAUCGAUUCCUCUCCAACCAAUCCCGAGGAAUCUGAUGAAUUCGGGCCCGAUUUCUGGUAGCUUGUACGGAGUUCCAGGCUCUGGCCCUCUCGAAAGAGGUUUCUUAUCGGGUCCGAUUGAGCGGAGCUUCAUGUCCGGCCCGGUUGAUCCCGGGCUAUACUCCGGUCCAAUCGAAAAGGGUUACUCGGAUCAGUUCCAAAGGAGCUUCUCCCAUGGGGGUUUCGCUUUCAGACCUAGAUCGAGAAAGGGGAAGCUGAUUCGUGUCCUUCAGCGAGCAAUAUCGAAGGCCAUGUCUCGGGGGCAGCAAAACUCGAUGGUUGCUCCGAUCAAAGGCGGCGUCGUGAAAGAGCCUGAUUGGUUUGUAGGGCAGGAGAAGCAUCACAAUGAGAAUUUGACGGUGAGUAGCGUGAAUUUCAGUAGUGAUGGUAGCUUAGAAGACGACGACUACUUCGAAAGUCAGAAUCUUCAUUGGGCCCAAGGAAAAGCAGGGGAGGAUCGGGUCCACGUUGUCGUUUCGGAGGAGCGCGGCUGGGUAUUCGUUGGGAUUUACGAUGGAUUCAACGGCCCUGACGCGCCCGAUUACUUGCUAUCGAAUUUAUACUCUGCCGUUCACAAGGAGCUCAAGGGUUUAUUGUGGGACGACGGAUUUGGAUCUGCGACGAGCACAAUCACAUCUGCCCCUGCCACAUCCUCCCCUGUUCUAUCACAGACUUCCAAUUCCGAGUCCAAUUCCAGUUCGGAAAUGGAGUAUUCCUUGAGGAAUCAGACGGCGGGUGAUGCUUGUGCCCGGGGCGUAAUUGAGGAGCCCGAGAAUUACCCGUGUGCUAGUGGGGAUGACGGGAAGCGAAAGAGGGGUAAGAAAAGUUCUGCGAGGAGCAAAAAGAAAUGGGAGGAGAAUCAGAGGAGGUGGUGGUGGAAGUGUGAGUGGGACCGGGAGAGAGUGGAGCUCGACCGGAGAUUGAAGGAACAAUUACAGAAGAGUAGUUAUAAAUCUGCGUCGGAUGGGUCGCAAACGAUCAAUCACGCAGAUGUGUUGAAAGCGCUAUCGCAAGCUCUGACGAAGACAGAGGAGACCUAUUUGGAGAUUGCCGACAACAUGGUUGCGGAAAAUCCGGAGUUGGCGUUGAUGGGUUCGUGUGUGCUGGUAAUGCUAAUGAAAGGUGAGGACGUGUAUGUGAUGAAUGUGGGUGAUAGUCGAGCCGUGUUGGCUCAGAAGGCUGAGCCCGAUUACUGGAUUGGCAGGACUCGGGAUGACUUGGAGAGGAUCACCGAAGAAACAACGCAUGAUCUGGAAGCGUCCGACGGCGAUAGGCCCAGCACAUGCCCGAAUCUGACUGCUUUUCAGCUUAGCGUGGAUCAUAGCACUGAUGUAGAUGAGGAGGUCCAGAGAAUAAAGAAUGAACAUCCAGAUGAUGGUUGUGCUGUGAUGAACGAUCGUGUGAAGGGUUUGAAGGUCACUCGAGCUUUUGGUGCUGGGUUUCUCAAGAAGCCAAAAUGGAACAAUGCCCUUUUGGAGACGUUCAGAAUCGACUAUGUAGGGACUUCACCUUAUAUCAAUUGUGUUCCAUCUCUAUACCACCAUAGCUUAGGUCCAAAAGACAGAUUUUUGAUAUUAUCUUCAGAUGGACUCUAUCAAUACAUGACGAAUGAAGAAGCUGUUUCUGAAGUAGAACAAUUCAUCACAUUGCAACCAGAAGGAGACCCGGCACAGCAUCUGGUUGAGGAAGUGCUAUUCCGUGCUGCAAAGAAAGCUGGUAUGGACUUCCAUGACUUACUCGAAAUACCACACGGGGAUCGACGGCGUUACCAUGAUGAUGUUUCCAUCAUUGUUAUUUCUUUGGAGGGAAGAAUAUGGAAGUCAUGGGUAUAAGUAGAGAAAACCACAGAUACAAGUUAUAGAGACAUCUGUUACCAAGUCAGCAUUACCCCUAUUUUGCUGUUUCUUCCUGGUCCCCUUGGUAAUACUAGGAAUUAAGCUCCCGGUAUUGCUUCAGGGUCUUAGUUGGCAAUUUACUGGGUGGUGAUGAGUGUAAAGGUGUGAAAGCUGGUUCAUGUUAAAUAGAAAUGUCAAUGAAAAAUUGUGAUAUUCAAAUAAAUGGCAUUCCUUUUUGAAAA
Messenger RNA from Juglans microcarpa x Juglans regia, 2609 nucleotides. RefSeq names its product probable protein phosphatase 2C 4. The record is from RefSeq and is a predicted model, not a curated record. Gene Ontology annotation, biological process: protein dephosphorylation. Bases 193 to 2364 code for a protein of 723 amino acids. Gene Ontology annotation, molecular function: protein serine/threonine phosphatase activity. Lineage: Eukaryota; Viridiplantae; Streptophyta; Magnoliopsida; Fagales; Juglandaceae. The transcript is spliced from 4 exons.